GGAAAAAAAAAAAAAGAGGAAUUUAGCCCGGCCGCUAUAACCGCGAACCGCAAGUCUGCCACUAUCGCGGCCAUUUUUCACACUACCUUCAUUCCUCGUUGCUAUCCAUUCUUUCGUUGUAAGCUAUUCAAGUGAAACCUGCGGCUAAACCGAAAGACUCCUUCGCCGGCCAAUUCAAGAUGGCUGCUUCCGACACCCGGAAGGAGAGCCUGUUCGACGACAGCGACGAUGAAUCGGAUGGCGGUGUUCAACUUCAAAUCAACACCGAUUACGCCAAACGAUUCGAGCAUAACAAGAAGCGGGAGGAGCGGCAGAGAUUGGAGGAGAAAUACAAGUCAAAGCCAACCAACGGGGAUAAGCCGAAUGAAGACGACGAUGUUGGUGACGAGUCGGAUUCCGAGUCGGACGAAACCGAAGACGAAGACGGCUUCUUGGCAACUGAAGAUCUCGACGUCCAGAUAUCGGCUACGCUUCGGGCGAUCAAGAGUAAAGACCCGCGUGUAUACGAUGGCAAGACCAGUUUCUAUAAGCCGAUUACCGAAGGCGCCGCCGGAGAGGAGGCUGCGGCAAAGCAAAAGAAAGAGAAGCCCGUUUUCUUGCAGGAUUACCACCGGGAGAAGAUUAUGCGGGGAGACACCGGAGCUGAUUUCGACGACGAGCCCGAACCCCCGCGGACCUACACUCAAGAGCAAGACGAUUUAAAACAAUCUAUCAAAGACGAAAUACAAGCACAAUUACAAGGCGACGGCGAGAGCGAGGAGAGCGACGGCGAUCAAGAUUUCAUGAAGGCUAAAGAGGAAACGAGAUAUGUACCCGAGAACGGCGUUCACCCUUCGAGAGCUGCGAAAGUUCAGGUCGCAAAGCCUAGCGUCGCCGAUGCGGACAAGGACCCUGAACUAUUCCUAUCAAAUUUCAUGGCCUCUCGCGCCUGGGUGCCAGAUGACGGUACUGAGUGGCAAGCGUUUGAAUCCGACGACGGCGAAGACGAGAAGGCAGACGAGUGGGAAGCGGCAUACAAUCUGCGUUUCGAGGACCCUCACAAGAGCAAUGAAGUAUUGAAGUCCUACGCCCGUGACGUGGCCGCUGCCCGCUCGGUCAGACGAGAGGACAAGACGUCGCGAAAGCGGCAACGUGAGAUUGAACGCGAGGAGAAGGAGGAGGAAAAGCGAAAGAGGAAGGAGGAGCGGGCGCGGCUACGCCGUCUCAAGCUCGAAGAGGCCGAGAGCAAGCUACAAAAGAUCAAGAAAGCGGCGGGGCUAUCCGGCAAGACCCUGAGGGACGAGGAAUGGCAGAAUCUACUCGAGGAUGCGUGGGAGAACGACAAGUGGGAGGAGCAACUUAAGAAGACCUUCGACGAUCAGUAUUACGCCGCGGCCGAGGACGUUUCCGGCGACGAGGGCGAGGGCAAGGCCGCUUCUAAGAAGCGCAAGAUCAAGAAACCGAAAUGGGACGACGACAUCGAUAUCAAAGAUUUAAUUCCCGACUUUGACGACGAGGAGCGCCCCAACAUCACGCUCACCGACGACGAACAAGACCCGGAGAAGAGCGACGACGACGACGACGAGGAUGCGCCGGCAGCGAAGCGGGCCAAGACCAGCAAGGAGCGGAAGAGGGCAAAGCUCGAGAGCCAGCAGGCAGUGCGGCGGGAGCGCGCGAAGCUGGAGGCGUUCGUCGACGCGAAGAUGAGCAUGGACGACCCGGAGGUGCUGGCGGGCAGCUCGUCGGGGCGGGCGGGGCGGGCGCGGUUCGCGUACCGGGAGACGAAGGCGGAGUCGUUCGGGCUGACGACGCGGGACAUCCUGAUGGCGUCGGACGCGGCGCUCAACGAGUUCGCGGGGCUGAAGAAGCUGGCGCACUUCCGGCCGGCGGACAAGCAGGCGAAGGACCGCAAGCGGCUGGGGAAGAAGGCGCGGCUGCGGCAGUGGCGCAGGGAGGUGUUCGGCCCGGAGUUCGAGAGGGAGCCCCCGGCGUUCGAUCCCGGGCCGCCGGCGGAGGCGCAGGCGCAGGCGCGGGUACGCCACCAGCACCAUCAGCACGCAGACGAUCACUAUCCAUCUGCCGAGCGGGUAGCCAACGGCAACGCAAUCGAAGGCGGCGCCUCCAAGAAGAAACGCAAGCGGUCUAGGGUGAGCAGGAAGGGGAAGGAGAAGGAGGCGCAGGCGGAGGUGGGUGCAUGACACGAACGCGGGUAGCCCCCUUUCGGCAGAGCGUCUCGGUAGAUAGUAGCGGCCCUGGGCUUCCACCCCCCGGCCAGGGUGGGAGUGCGCCGAGGGGGGGCUGCUGGAUGGGCAGACAGACAGACAGACAGACCUCCCACGGCAUCACCCUUACCUAGGCCAUAGGGGGGCAGGCUAGAAGGCGCAAUAAUGCGAGAGGGCCCCCGAACCAUGUCGGCCAGGCGCGCCUAGCAGGUCCCGUCUGCCCGUCGCCAUGCCUAGGUAUCAUGUUCUUCCCGUGUCGCCGGUUUCGACCCUGUUUGUGUCUCUCUCCCUUGCGCGCACGUAGGUAUCCAUCUAGCCUACACAAACACAUAGGUAUCUAACACGUGCAAAAAAAAAAAAGCUAUUGUCUCCUGUU
Molecule: messenger RNA, 2577 nt
Organism: Durotheca rogersii
Lineage: Eukaryota; Fungi; Ascomycota; Sordariomycetes; Xylariales; Xylariaceae
Product: Krr1-domain-containing protein
Exons: 2
Coding region: 180-2177 (665 amino acids)
Biological process (GO): endonucleolytic cleavage in ITS1 to separate SSU-rRNA from 5.8S rRNA and LSU-rRNA from tricistronic rRNA transcript (SSU-rRNA, 5.8S rRNA, LSU-rRNA)
Cellular component (GO): 90S preribosome; nucleolus
Source: RefSeq, a predicted model, not a curated record